Molecule: messenger RNA, 1515 nt
Organism: Coprinopsis cinerea okayama7#130
Lineage: Eukaryota; Fungi; Basidiomycota; Agaricomycetes; Agaricales; Psathyrellaceae
Exons: 5
Coding region: 1-1515 (504 amino acids)
Molecular function (GO): protein binding
Source: RefSeq, a predicted model, not a curated record
AUGACCCAAAUUCUCGACCUACCCAGCGAACUAUUGGUUCUUGUGUUUCAAAAUCUUGACUGUAGUAACCUCUUUAAGCUUUGCAGAGUUUGUCGUUUGACGAAAGAGCUGGUUCAAAAUGACGUGAAACUGCAGGUGAUAACCGCCUUGGGAGUUAAUGGAAUCGAAGAUGGGAAGCCAGAGAUGGAAUAUUUUGCCAAAAUUGACCGCCUUCAGGACUUGCGCAGGCGUUGGCGAACGUUGGAUUGGCAGGCAACAUUCAACUAUAUCAUCGAGAGCCCCAUGAGAUACCGCGCGUACGAACUGGUCGAUGGAAUAUUUGCUCAGCUUGAACCGGAUGGGACCUUGGACCUCCUUCAGCUACCGUCUUCAGAAGAUCCCACCACCACGGUUCUGUGCCACAAGAAACUCGAGUUUACACCGUCAGACUUUGCAUUCGACCCGUCACAGGACAUCAUCGCUUUCUUGACCAUGGCUGCACCGGGCAGCCCGAACCCUCGUCGUCGGUCGCUCAAGGUCUCGGUGCACCACCUGUCCAACCUCAAAGCCGAGCCUCUGAUUUCUCUGCCUUUCGACAUAGCCGUAGCUGAGCCCGCGUGGCUGUCGUUUAUCUCACCCGCGAUACAGGUGGCAGGAUACGCUGUGGGCGUUUUCAUUGACACUGGGCCUGGCUGUCCAGCGAGAUUGGUGAUUUGGAACUGGAAAACUGGUGCCCUGGUAGCGGACUCGGAUAGAGAUCAGAACCUCCCCAAUUUAGCCUUUUCCUGGUCCUUUGUGGAUGAACAGCACUACCACAUAACGUCGACGAGGAACGGCGGCUUCCUCGAGGUUUAUCGAUUCGAUCCAACCGGGACAUUUCCAGGCUCGACCCACGUCACUUCUUUUCUUCUUCCUCCAUUACUCCAGUCUGUCCUUCUGGAAUCUUUCCACUCUCGAUGUGAACCGUGGAUGGCAAGCCCGUCCGCCCGCUCAUUUAGAUCGUCCCCAGAGAAGCAGAUGCACGUGUUCAAGCUUCAAUACCUGGAGCUUGCUACGUUCCGCCGACGCAGCUAUACACUAUACGUUCCAUCCUCCGUCCUUCUCAGAUGGAGUCACCAGGGGGGUACGCCGUGCAUCGUCUCGUGGGAUGAAUGGGGACUCCAUACGAGAUUCAUGCAAGUCGCAGGCUCGUAUCGAUUCAUGCGAUAUGUCCACGGCCAGCGUGUCGUCCUCCCAACCACAGAUGACGGAACCAUCCAAGUCCUCGAUUUCAACGUGCAAAAUUCACUUCCCUAUGGCUUUACUUUUAAACCAGGACUGCAGCAGUCCCUCUGCACAACCCCAGCGAUCAUCAUGGGCGGAGACUUUUUCGCCACGGACAUCGAGUCCCGACUACCGUAUUUAUUGACGACGGUGGAAGUCCCCGUUCAGGAAAGGUGCCAUGCGUAUCUCAUCGACCACGAGAGAAUCAUCGGGCUCACUGUGAAUGGUCCCAGUGCCCAGCGAAUCACGGCGAUCACUACACAUGUGCUAUGA